AUGGAGGACCGGACCACAGUGCCGGAUAAGCCGGUCCGGAGUGGCUGCGGGGCUGAGCGGGCUUAUGCUCCGUUGCUUUGGUUCGGACUGUGCGCCGUCUCUUGGGUGCUGUGUAGUGUUUUUUACCUCCGUCUGCACCACGUGGAAGGGAGGCUGUCCUCCCUGGAGGCGCGACUCGAUGAACAUCUCAACUCACCUCACGUCCAAGCUGUGGUCAGAGAGGGAGCUAUUGGUAUUGAUGGUCCAAAAGGGGAACCGGGAGAAAGUGGGUUUGACCUGUUCACCACAACGAAAGGUCUUGCAAGUGUUGGUGUUACUGUAUCACCUGGAGAUUUAUUACUAUUAAAAGGUGAACCCGGUAGUCCAGGUCCAGCCGGACCACCAGGACCUCCCGGACCCACUGGAUUGCCAGGAUUUGACGGCAGAGUCGGACUUCCAGGAGAACCGGGCCCACCAGGAGAGCCAGGAACUUCUGGAUCCCCAGGACCUGUCGGUGAUAAAGGUGAGAAAGGUGAACGAGGUCUCACCACGACGUUAGAUGGUAAUGCAUUUCCUACAGGAUUUAUAGAAGGCCCACCAGGACCUCCAGGUCCUCCUGGUCCAGCAGGUCCACCGGGAAGAAAGGGUGACACCGGAAGUGAAGGGCCCCCAGGCGAGCACGGGGAGAAGGGGGACAUGGGGGAGAGGGGCCGCAGAGGAAAAAGGGGUAAACCAGGCAAACACGCCCCUCCGGGAUUGCCGGGUGAACCCGGACCUAAAGGAGAUCGGGGUGCAACAGGAGAAAAAGGUGAAAAAGGUCAAAAAGGAGUCAUUGGUCUUCCCGGUUUCCAGUCACCUGUCAAAUACAUAAAGCAGGUUGUUGGACCUCCAGGGCCAUCUGGACCCCCGGGUCCUGUUGGAAAGCAAGGGGAUCAUGGACCCCCUGGAUCAGACGGGAAAAAUGGCGCUACGGGUCCCCCCGGUUUAGACGGAAUGAAAGGAGAACGUGGCGAAUCGGGCUUGAAAGGCGAAAAGGGAGAACCUGGACUUCCGGGUACUGAUGGCAUUCCUGGCUUACCGGGACCACGAGGAGAUAAAGGAGACAAUGGACCACCUGGACCACGUGGAAAACUUGGAAAAAGGGGUGAAAAAGGAGACAAAGGCGACCAGGGCGUUCCGGGACUAGACGCCCCCUGUCCACUCGGGCCGGACGGACUACCUCUACCUGGAUGUGGCUGGAGACCACCAAGCGGGGUUGUUAUAACACCACCUACCACACCUGUUCCAGCGGCGUAG
Molecule: messenger RNA, 1275 nt
Organism: Uloborus diversus
Lineage: Eukaryota; Metazoa; Arthropoda; Arachnida; Araneae; Uloboridae
Product: collagen alpha chain CG42342-like
Exons: 19
Coding region: 1-1275 (424 amino acids)
Source: RefSeq, a predicted model, not a curated record